AUAGGCGUGUUUUCAUUGGCUAAUGAAGAGAGCAGCUGGCCAAUGCUGGGACGCUUUGCAUAGCAGACGACAGUCAGCUGAUGAUGCAACAACAACAGUCAUGGCCGCCGCAUCCAACCUCCUGGCUCUCGACUUUGAAGUUUUCGGCACCGUGCAAGGGGUCUUCUUCCGCAAGUACACCCAUGACCAGGGAGUCAAGCUAGGUUUACGCGGCUGGUGCAUGAAUACUUAUCAUGGCACAGUUGUAGGGCAGUUGGAAGGCCCUCGAGACAAGGUGGCUCUGAUGAAGGAUUGGCUACAAAGGGUCGGCAGUCCAAGCUCCCGCAUAACAAAAGCUGAAUUCAAGAAUGAACGGGAGAUUCCAGACUACACUUUCAAAGGCUUCACCAUCAAGCACUAAAGAUAUGUUUGGUCCUGAGGUUGUCUGAGAUACAACCUGGUUAUCUCUCUUCAUACGUAAGACAGAUGGAAUAAAUGGUGAUUGUAACCAAGGGAACAUUUUUUUGCUAAGAUUGCAGGUAGUCACAAUAGAAAAUUUAUUUUUAAAGUACUGAUUUGUGCAGUAUUUGUAAUGUUAUACUGCAUGUUAUUGGUUGCAUUCUUUUGAAUGCAUGGAAGUUUUAGGGGAAAGGAAAAAAACGAAGAACCUAAAUUCAACUAAUGAUGUCUUAUAUCACAUAAGAAUGUUUAUUUAAGUCCAAAUAAUUUAAUGCUGUGACAAGUAAAUAUUAGUUAACUAUGACAUCUCAAACAGGACCAAUAAGAAAUCUUUCAGGACAGACAAUACUAGAGUGAAUUAUGGUUCACUUGCAGGAAUAUAUCAGUAUUUAGGUCAUAAUAUUUAUGUACUUUGAAUGUAGUAUUGUGUAACCCACAUAAAAGGAGUUGCUGAGUAUGUAUAACACUUUAAAUGUGUAAAAAUAUGGAGAACAUUAAACAAAUACUUGUGCAGCACAAUGAAAUGUUAAACAAAUUAAAUGUUUCUGUUCAGGGUAAAGUAACAGGGAUGUUCAUAUUACAAAGGCUUUGUAUAAUGGUUCAUGUGAAGCCGCAUCCAGCAAAUCAUGACAUUUUACUCUUAGUAUGAGGCAUUUAGAGUAAGAAUAAUGAAUGAACAAUCUUGAGGUCUUGAGAUAAGCUUUGAAAUUAUAUCUGAGAGGACUUGUUCAUUUGGCAGUAUAAACUGAAAUUAUAACUAGCAGGAUAUGUUCUAUUAGCACAUGAAAUAACAUGUCAUAAAACCAAUCAUCUUUGAGUCCCCACUUACUACCCACAGCAGAUACAUAACUAGUCAGUGUGUCAAAUCCUUUGCCCAAGCAAAAGUCUUAAAUUAACCAAUUUUUAAAAUUAUUGUAGCUCACCUGUUAUUAACCCAUCCCAGUCAAAAUGCCAAGGAUUUCUUUCUAUCUUUCCUUUCGUCUUUUCUAUUUUUUGAGGAGUGGAAAAUUGGAACAUUCUUUUUGCUUUAAGAUGAUUAGUAUGAGAUGUAGCGGGAAUUCAGAGAAUAUCGCAAUCACUUGGUGAACAAGAAAUACUUUGAAAACUGAAUCAUUCUCAUUGACUUUGUAGGCUAGCUAGUUUCUCAAGAUUUCCAUUUGUUAUGUUCACUGUUGUUGCUGAGAAUACCUCAUAUGAAGUAAAUGUAGCAUUUAUGCUAUUUUCUUAUUUCAACUUGUAACCAUUGUAGCAUUAACUUGUCAGACCUGCAUCAUGAGGAUAAUAAGUACCAAGAGGAGAAAAUAAAAGAGCAAAAUAAAGAUAAAUAUUUAAUGGGAAAUCAGGUUUUGCUUAUGGAGCCUUACCCUACCAAAUAAUUAGAACUGUGGUGCAAAAGGAAGUAAUGAAGGUACCCAUGCAUAUUAACACACUGAUCUGCCUCACAUUGUCUAUUGGCCUCAUGAAUGAACAGAUUUCCCUCUUUGUUAAUUCUCUAUGUGCACAUUUACCUCAGUAUUUCAUUGAAUGCAAGAACAGAUGUGAUAGAAGAGAGAAGAGGUAAAGAGUCAAGUAGAAAGCUGCUUUGAUGAUAGUGAAUAAUAUAAGAGAAUUAACUUGUAAGGUAAUCCAUAAGCAGUUACUUGUGUGAAAAUUGCUUCUGAAUAUUAGUUUGUAUGAAAUGCCAAUUGAUUUCCCAACUAUCCCGCUGUCCAGAAGAAAUUUGAAUGCAUGAUUCCUAAACUGCUAUUAAAAAUAUAUAUUAAAUGGUAAACUUUAAAAUUUAACAAGUGAUGUAGGUUGGAAAAAUGUAAAUUGUUUAUCUCCUUGUAAGUGUUGCAGUUUUUUCCCAUAGGUGUUCCUCAUGUGGUCAACCAGUGAAAUUAAGAACCCUUUUGAUGCAUUAACCAAGACUAUCUUCAAUCUAGUAAGAUCAGGCAAGAUGACUAUUUGAAAGAAUAACGAUUUAGUAACAAAUUCAUAUUAUCUGUAUUUCAUAUCCUUAUUCUUACUUGUGAUGUGGUAUGGAUGAUAUUCAGUGCAUAUUGCCCACAGGUUAUAUUUUUUGUUUUUGAGUUUUUACUCAGGUACCAUGUUAGUGAUAGCAGAAUAGUGUUUCUUUGCAUACAUUUCCUCACAGGACUUCUUUUAGGUUUUGUUUAAAUGGAGCAUCAUUCAAUUUUCGGAAUGCAUGCUGUAACAUUUUCAAUUCAUCUUUCAAAUAACAUUUGUGAACAAGAGGCAAAAAAUGUGUUUAGAAAUGUGAAAUGAAUAAAUGAUACAUUUUGAAGAUAACCAUGAAUCAGUAACUCAACUUCACUCUCAUAAAAAAAAAGCAUGAAUACCAUGAGAAAAGCACAUCUGUAAUUGAUGUUUCAGAGGCAAAAGUAACAUUAAGCAGUUCACUACAUAUAAUGCCUUUGGUAUAAUUACAGGUCAGAUCUUAUCAUGAGUAAGAGUUUUACGUCAGAGUUCCACUGACCUUUGAGGCGACCACCUAAACAUUUAUUGACAUAUCUGGAACGCUGUGAUUGCUCAAAUUACUUUCUAAAAAAAAAUGUACCUGCAAAAAAAGUGGUGUCUUCAGUUACCAUUGAAGAUUUUAUCCCAAUCUGUGAUAUUUUGUGCUUGUGGACAUUGCAUUAUGUCUUUGAUGCAUAUCAUUUUUCACCAAAUUGUAAGUCCUGUUUAAUUUUGAAAAAUAAAAGCAUACAUCCUAA
Molecule: messenger RNA, 3155 nt
Organism: Penaeus chinensis
Lineage: Eukaryota; Metazoa; Arthropoda; Malacostraca; Decapoda; Penaeidae
Product: acylphosphatase-2-like
Exons: 4
Coding region: 23-400 (125 amino acids)
Molecular function (GO): acylphosphatase activity
Source: RefSeq, a predicted model, not a curated record